GCUAAAGCAUGAGUUGCCUAGUGGAAGGACCGUUAGACUGGCAAAAUAUAAGGCCAGUAGGUUAACAAACUCCUAUGGAUGCUUAUGCGCAUCAGCAUUCUAUAACUACUAUAAACAGAACCAAGAGGAGGAUAUGUAUCUAGUCUAUGUCUCUGCUAAAGGGGAGGUCGUUAAAACACCCCCAGAGAUAGAGACCAUCGUCGUUAAGUACCCUGAUCUGUUCGAGGAGCCCUCAGGAGUCGUAGACAGGGAGGUUGUCCAUGCCAUAGAGAUCAUCCUAGGUAGUAAGACACCUAAAGGGAGAAUCUAUAGGAUGGCUCCGGCAGAGUUGGACGAGCUUCGUCGGCAACUGAAAGAGCUCACAGAAAAGGGUUGGAUUCGGCCUAGCACUUCCCCCUUUGGCUCACCAGUCUUAUUUGUUCCAAAGAAAGGGGGAACACUAAGGAUGUGCAUUGAUUAUAAAGAUCUCAAUACCAUCACCGUUAAGAGCGCAGAGCCUCUACCACGCAUCGACGACUUAUUGGAUAGGGUGCAGGGGUGUAAGUAUUAUACCAAGAUAGACUUAAAAUCCGGCUACCAUCAGAUUGCCAUAAGACCAGAGGACCAGCACAAAACCGCAUUUCAGACCAGGUACGGUCUGUACGAGUUUAUGGUGAUGCCCUUUGACCUUUGCAAUGCGCCGGGUACAUUCCAGCACGCCAUGAAUAGGAUCUUCCAUGACUACUUAGAUAAGUUCGUCGUCGUGUACCUCGACGAUAUACUGAUCUUUAGCAGGAUUGUCGAGGAGCAUGCUCAGCAUGUAGACAAAGUACUAUCACCCCUUCGGCAGCACAAGUAUAAGAUAAACGCAGAGAAAUGCGUGUUUUGUCGCACUCAAAUUUUGUACUUGGGUCAUGAAGUAUCCGCGGAUGGGAUUAGGCCCGAAGAUGCAAAGGUGGAUAGCAUAUGUGACUGGCCACGACCGCGGUUUGUGACUGAGGUCAGAUCAUUCUUGGGAAUGUGUGGUUAUUACCACAACUUCGUAAAGAAUUAUAGUACGAUCGCAUCUCCCUUGACUGAUCUAACUCGACUUGACACACCAUGGGACUGGACCAACGAGUGUGAGGCAACUUUCAAGCAUUUAAAGCAUGCUCUCACGCACCAUGAGGUUCUCAUGGUACCCGACCCGCAAAGGCCAUUUGUUGUAACCACUAACACAAGCCAAUAUGGGAUUGGGGCAGUACUGGCUCACCAGGAAGGGAAAAAGUUGAGACCAGCCGAGUACAUAAGCAAAAAGAUGCCAUCAAAGAAGCUGGCAAAGUCCACCUACGAGAAGGAACUCUACGCUCUUUAUAAGGCACUUGUUCACUGGAGGCACUAUCUGUUAGGAAGGUUCUUCUACGUGAGAACCGACCAUCAGACCCUCAAGUGGAUCAAGACACAACCAGUUCUCUCCGACGCACUCAAACGUUCGAUUGAAGUCAUCGAUCAAUACGACUACAAACUAGACUAUGUGAAGGGAGAGUACAACAAGGUUGCAGAUGCGUUGUCUAGGAGGGCAUAUUACCUAGGUGCGCUGAUUUCUGAGUUUGGCUUGUCUGAGGACGUUACUCGAUCUUUGGGGGAAGCCUACAAGGAAGAUCCCAUCACGAUGGACAUCAUCAACAAGCAGCAGGCCAAAGACAAGGCCACCACUGACGAGUUUGUGAUGGUGGAUGGGAUACUCUUUCUUGAAAAGGCAGGGUUCAAGAGGCCAGGCAUUCUGGCCAGUGCUGGCACUGCUGGAAGUGCUGCUGCGCUCUCGAUUGAUGCUGCGCUGCUGCCAAAGGCGCUGACGGGGUGCAUAGUGGAAGACAAGGACGAGGACGAGGACGAGGACGAGGACGAGGACGAGGACGAGGACGAGGACGAGGACGAGGACGAGGACGAGGAGGACGAGGAGGACGAGGAGGAGGACGAGGAGGAAGAAGGAGGAGGGGGGGGGGGGGAAGAAGGAGGCGGAGAAGUAGGAGUAGGAGGCACCAUUCCCCAACGACGAUUUCGAAGAGGGGGAAGACGGAGGGACAGUGAAGGUGAAGGCAAGAGCUACGGCAAUAGCGAAGCUGAAGAAGGCGCAAGCUAUGGUGAAGCCAAGGCCAGGGCCAAGGGCUAUGGCGAGUGCGAUGGAGCAGAGGGUGGGACACCCCACCUCUUGGGACAGGAAACACUGAGACAAAGUCGAAAGCUUUUGCAAGGAUAUGGCGAAGGCUAUGGCUAUGGCGAAGCUGCAGGCUAUGGCUAUGGCGAAGCCGCAGGCUAUGGCGAAGGCGAAGAAGAAGGCGAAGCCGUGAGCUAUGGUGAAGGCUAUGGCUAAAACAAAGGCUAUGGUGAAUU
Chara braunii is the source of this 2352-nucleotide messenger RNA. The record is from the annotation of a GenBank genome assembly. Lineage: Eukaryota; Viridiplantae; Streptophyta; Charophyceae; Charales; Characeae.